Molecule: messenger RNA, 1263 nt
Organism: Penicillium alfredii
Lineage: Eukaryota; Fungi; Ascomycota; Eurotiomycetes; Eurotiales; Aspergillaceae
Exons: 3
Coding region: 1-1263 (420 amino acids)
Biological process (GO): proteolysis
Cellular component (GO): cytosol
Molecular function (GO): serine-type endopeptidase activity; tripeptidyl-peptidase activity
Source: RefSeq, a predicted model, not a curated record
AUGGCCGAGGCAAAGCAGCAAUAUUCAAUUCGGACCAAAGCCAAUACAUCCCUGUCCACAUUCAAGGACUUCGUUCAAGACCUAGAUCAAGGAAAAGGAAAACAGGAGACACCUCAAUACGUCCGACACCAGAUCUACGUGACAUCCCUGAGCGAUUCCCAGGCAGAGGAGGUCCGCAAGAAAGACUUUGUCCUCUUUGUUGAACCGAUAAGUGACACGACGCCGCUCAAUUACACCCGUGCCGCCCCUAAGCUUCGGCGUGCUUUCCCUAAGCCUAACGUUCAUCUGCCCACUUUCAAUGAAUCAUCUCCUGCAAAGACCAAACGCGAUGGAUCGGUACCCAAUCAGUUACAACUACUGUCCUGGAACAGAAUGGGCAAACCUCCGCCAGAAACGAGAUAUAGGCAGGAUAAGAGGAAGGGAAAGGGUGUCACCGUCUAUAUCCUGGAUACUGGCUUUAAUCUUCGCCUCAGAGAGCUUGCGCCGAGAGAUCGAACCGUCAAACACUAUUUCCCACCCGAUUAUCUCACUCCUGUUUCAGGCCAUGGCCUCAGACGCCGUCGAGUAAACAUUGACGACCGCGACAAUCAUGGAAGCACAAUGGCCGUUGUCACUGGUGGGGUAACCAUGGGCAUUGCCUCCAAGGCCAAUCUUUAUUUGAUCAAGAUUGGGCACGACUACAAAGACGAGGACGGAAACAAUGAAAUUUUGACCACCCCAGCAACAUGGCAAAACGUCCUGGACCAUGUCAUUUUCGACCUUGGCCGCCGUGCAGAAAACCCGGAGCCAGGAGACGACUUGAAAUCUGUCGUAACCUUCGCUAUGGGAACUGACACCUUUUUGCCACCCCUGGAUUUGAUAGUUCUCGAUCAUGAUGAUGACCAUGACCAUGUGUACACUGCCAUGGUCCAAGAGUUUUACGACGACCUUGCCACGUACGAUGUCGUCGCCGUGUGCAGUGCUGGAAACGACGCCCCCUACGGCAGAACACUCCAAGACUAUUAUUUCUCCGCUCUUUCGACAGAAGACAACGUUGCAAUGCCCGUUGGCGGAAUCAAUAUGGAUGGAACCCUCUAUGACUUCACUCCGCCCGAUGCCGGUGGCGCCAAAAAGGUUGUUUAUGCCCAGGCUACAGAUUUGGAUCUCAUGCUUGCCGAUGGAACUAUGGAAUGGGGUGCGGAUGGCGGUGUUAGUACACCGACCCAGAUUGUGGUAAGUCAAUUUUUAUCUCCCUUGUCCAGCCCCACCAGCACGCUGAUAUAG